Messenger RNA from Dicrocoelium dendriticum, 3340 nucleotides. The record is from the annotation of a GenBank genome assembly. NCBI's taxonomy places the organism in Eukaryota, Metazoa, Platyhelminthes, Trematoda, Plagiorchiida, Dicrocoeliidae.
GAUUUUUCGCUUAAACCAGUAAGAAAUCAAUUUAUCACGCGAGGACCGCUGCACAUGCUUCUGGAUAUUUGGAGCGAUGGCAAACAGUAAUUACCGGUCUACCCAAAUUUGGUCCCCUCAUUAAAAAGUUAGCUAAUAUAGUGAAUAUCAGCACUGAUCUCAACCGUGUACUUUAUCCAAUGUGGCACGUUAUCCCAACAACUUAGCCGGGAGAUUUACCCCCGAACCUUUGUAAAACAGUGUUAUUCUUUUCAGUAAUGAUCAAGCGAGAAGACACCUUGCUUCAUCAAAUCUUCGAGGACCUCCUUUUUACGCACAAGGAUGGUCUACCAGAAAAGACCGCCAUAUGGCAUAUCCCUGAUCCUCGACAACUACUGGUCUCUCCCACGGGGACAGCGCUUGCUGAUGAGUGCCAGUAUUCCAUUGACUGGACACCGGAUACGAAGACGUCCUGCGACAUUCAGUCCAUUACCUUCAGUGAACUAAACUUAACGGCUUCACAUUUGGCCAAGCAAAUAAGCAAAGCGCUACGGAAGUUUAAUGACAAGAAUCCAGCUGAUUGUGUUUCCGCAUCCUCCGACGGACCAAACGAUGAGCGACACGCUCAGGCGCAUUCAGUAAUUGCUAUAUUUAUGCCUCCCGGAAUCGACCGAAUUGUCACCCAGAUUGCCUGCAUGAAACUGCAUUUGGCUUAUCUUCCACUGGAUCGCCAACUUUCAGUCGGGCGCGUCGUGCAAAUCCUCGAACUCAUAUCUCCCAUGAUGAUGAUCUGCUCCAAGGACUAUUACGAUAUAUUACUCCGAAGCCAUUUAGCGGAACAAACCGACCAUUUUACUUCUUACUUAAAUGAUAAACUAGACUCCAUGAACUAUGUCAUUAAUCGAAUUCCGGUACGAAUCUACGAAAGCCUAAUGAACACUUCACCUACGUUCACAGACCCUGGGAUUGUUCUAUGUCAAGAUAGACUGGGAACAACAACGGAACAUUUUUUCGCACAUGUGAGGGAUCCGGUCGUCAUUGUUCUUUUCACUUCAGGAAGCACUACAUCCGAUCCAAAGAUCGUUCGCCUUCGGAACAGUCAGCUGGUGAACCGACUGAAUUGGCAGUGGGCGAGCAAUGUGGAGAUGGAUGGUCCAGGAAGAUGGAAAAGGAAACACUGCUUAGAAGACGAAUAUAGACAAAAGCGUGAAGUAAUCCUAUCCAGUACUGCAUGUGUGUUUGUGGAUGCUUUCACAGAGUUGUUCAGCGCACUAUUCGCUGGUCUCACUGUUGUUGUCCCCGGAGGUCUGAAGUGCGCCAGUGAAGUAUGCGUCUCAGACGUCCGAAUUUUGUACAGUCUAAUUCGUUUCUUCCGCAUCACGCGUUUGACAACAGUGCCGAACCAGUUGACCAUAUGGAUGAAUCAAAUGAAUCUCAUCGAGUCUAAGGAAUGUGACGCCGACUUGAGUUCUCUGAACACCAUCGUGGUCAGUGGCGACAUUCUUCUUCCAGAAUUGGCUUGCACCUUCUUUCACUUGCCGUUAGGACGUGGUACGAGGUUAUUAAACUUUUAUGGCACUACUGAGGUGGCAGGUGAUGUUACUGCUUACGCGUUCUACAGUGAACAGGAUGUGAAGCGGGCCACCAAACAUAUUGAAGGAAGUACGCAGGAGGACACUAUGGUGGAGACUUCAUCAUUUGUUGCUGUCGGGAUACCCAUAUCCAAUACUACGAUAUACAUUGUGAAAAGAUGUGGAGAGAACAUAUGUCAGCGCACUUUAUCAAUGGAUCUGUCGAAACAGUCAAUCAUAGGUGAUCCUGUUUACCCAGUAGACUGGUCGAGUAUGGGAUAUCAGGUUAUUGAACAGGGUUGUGUUGGUGAAGUUGCUAUUACUGGUGUACCAGUUGGUGUUUUUUCAGACGAAAAGGCUACGGCGCCUGCCUCGCACCCGUUAACUUUGGACUUCCAGGAGGCUAAUGCGAGCAGACUGACACCGGCGUUCUUGGGGAAUCAUGCUGUCUACUUUCCAGGAGACCUUGGUUUCAUCAGUCCAGAGGACCACUUGCUCUACGUGUGUGGUCGUUCGGAUGAACUAGUAAAAAUUAACGCUGUCCGAUUCUUGGCCAGUGAAGUUGAUCGUUUGUUGCUCAGAAUAAAGGAAAAUUGCACACGGAAGCCAUCUGCAAUGUCUUGGAUGGAGAAGAAAGUGAUCAACGUUUACGAAUCAGUCACAUUGCCCGUACAGCACCCCUCCAACGGAACCAAGCAGCUGGUGUGUUUUUACGUGGUUGCCACAGACAGUUCGAAUUUGUGUGGACAAGUAAAUUUCCUAUCAACAGAAAUUAAACCUGUGCUGCACGGAAGCAUAAAGUACCAUUCACAUUUAACACUUCUUAAGCCCCAGUCAGCAGACUGGGCCAAGCUUUCUCCAAAACCGAAUGAGCUUUCAACAACGAUGGCCAACUAUUUGCCAGUCUACAUUCGGCCAAUAUUUCUAGCAAUAAAUCGGAUUCCGGUGAUGCCCACCAGUGGAAAGGUUGACAAACAACGAUUGCGCACUCUGUACGAGGACACGUUGACGUUGGAACGCGAAAAUCAUCCACCAUGUAAGGAGGCAGGUGGAAGGCUUGGUGCAGAUGAGGUGCUUCGCACUCUUCAAAAAGGGGAAAAGCGGCUGAAGAGACCGAAUUACAGAGAACAAGCCAGAAGAGUCCUCGCAACCAUCCUCGGUGUUGACCCGUCUGUCGCGCAAGACAGAGCUGGAAGACCAAGAGACGAUGAAGACUUCUAUUUAAUUGGAGGAAAUUCAUUAAUGGCAGUACUUGCUCUGGAAAGCCUACGUCAACUUGGAUUCAAAGUUCACCUGGAAACAUUUUAUCAAACCAGCACCAUUGGUCGAAUUCUGGACUCGCUCGUUCCUCCUGGUUUUGCUGUACUGUCUACCGGUAAUCUCCUGGAAAGUCAGUUGAUGACAGAAAGCUUGUUAUCGAAACACAUACCUUUGAACACUGAGGAGGUAUGCGCAGAUCUUGGUUAUCGUUUGGUCAAGCGCACCAGAAUGAAAGCUUUUGCCACUUCGGAAAAGGUCAUGAUUGAUCCAGUCUAUCACGAACACAAUAGUUACUAUAUGGUCAGGCACCUAAACGAUUAGUCACUGAAUCAAAGGAAGUUGGCCAUCUGUGGUACUCAAAAAACCGAAGUUUCAUUGGCUUCCAAAAGUGUGAAAUGUGCUUAUUUAACUUGUUUAUGCAUUUACUCUUUUAUGCAAUCAACAGAAGGACUGAGUACAUCUCCCCAUCGUCAUAAACGUUGAGACCUUAUUGUUGUAUUGAAACAAUGAAAUAUAAGUAGUUUUGCAUU